AUGGAGCCCAGUGUCCUGUUCCUCCUUGCUCUUCUCGUGGGCUUCUUGCUACUCCUGGUCAGGGGCCAUCCAAAGGUCCAUGGCCACCUUCCACCAGGACCCCGUCCCCUGCCCCUCUUGGGAAACCUGCUACAGAUGGACAGAGGAGGCCUCCUCAACUCCUUUAUUCAGCUUCAAGAAAAAUAUGGAGACGUGUUCACAGUGCACCUGGGACCGAGGCCCGUGGUCAUGUUGUGUGGGACAGAGGCCAUAAGGGAGGCUCUGGUGGACCAAGCUGAGGCUUUCUCUGGCCGGGGGACAGUUGCUGUGCUUGAGCCAAUUGUACAGGGAUAUGGUGUGAUAUUUUCCAGUGGCGAACGCUGGAAGACCCUUAGGCGAUUCUCUCUGGCCACCAUGAAGGAUUUUGGAAUGGGCAAGCGGAGUGUGGAGGAGAGGAUUCAGGAGGAGGCCCGAUGUCUGGUGGAGGAGCUGCGGAAAUCCCAGGGAGCCCCCCUGGACCCUACCUUCAUCUUCCAGUCCAUCACAGCCAACAUCAUCUGCUCCAUUGUCUUUGGAGAGCGCUUUGACUACAAAGAUCGCCAGUUCCUGCACCUGUUGGAGCUGAUUUAUAAGACCAUCUCGCUUAUCAGCUCAUUCUCCAGCCAGGUGUUUGAGCUCUAUUCAGGUUUCCUGAAGUUUUUUCCUGGUACCCACAGACAAAUCUACAAAAUCCUGCAGGAGAUCCUUGACUACAUUGGUCACAGUGUGGAGAAGCACCAGGAAACCUUGGACCCCAACAAUCCAAGAGACUUUAUUGAUACCUACCUUCUACGCAUGGAGAAGGAGAAGUCCAACCAACACACGGAGUUCCAUCACCAGAACCUCAUCAUCUCCGUGCUGUCUCUCUUCUUUGCUGGCACCGAGACCAGCAGCACCACGCUCCGCUUUGGCUUCCUGCUCCUGCUAAAAUACCCCCAUGUAGCAGAGAAAGUCCAAAAGGAGAUCGAUCAGGUGAUCGGCUCACACCGCCCACCAACUCUUGAUGACCGCACCAAAAUGCCUUUCACUGAGGCUGUCAUUCGAGAGAUCCAGAGAUUUGCAGAUAUUACCCCGAUUGGUUUGCCGCACAAAGUCACCAAAGACACUUUGCUCCGAGGGUACCUGCUCCCCAAGAACACUGAAGUGUACCCCAUCCUGAGUUCAGCUCUCCAUGACCCACGGUACUUUGAACAACCAGAUGCCUUCAAUCCUGACCACUUCCUGGAUGUCAAUGGGGAUCUGAAGAAAAAUGAAGCUUUUAUGCCCUUCUCUAUAGGAAAGCGCAUUUGUCUUGGCGAAGGCAUUGCCCGCAACGAAUUGUUCCUUUUCUUCACCACCAUCCUCCAGAACUUCUCUGUGUCCAGUCCGGUGGCUCCUGAGGACAUUGACCUCAGGCCCAAGGAGAGUGGCUUGACCAAAGUGGCUCCAACAUACCAGAUCCAGUUCUUGGCCCGCUGACUGGGCUGAGGUGGCCAUGUGUCCCCACUCCUGUCGAGAAUGGCCCCAUCUUUCUGCCUCUGAGACCUGCUGCCAACCAGGCCGUAGGUCACUGCUCAAACCUUUCCACCUUACUUCAGCUUCUAUAAAGCUCUGAGGUGUGUUCUUCUGCCCUGAGAAUGGCACUGGGGAAAUCACUCAGUGUCUUUCUUGAUGUGUAAACCGAGACUUCAAGAGGCCACAUCUCAUGCUGUGUCAGUUCUCUAUUGUGCCGAGCAACCAGUUUCCAUGUAGAAAUGUCUGGUGCUCAUGAAACAUUCUAAUGAAUGCCAGAGGUCGUGUCAGAGGAGGAGCAGGUGGAAACUGAAGUUCAAAGUGUCAGCUCACCAGGAGGAAAACUCUCUGAUGGGUUAAUCUUGUUUUAUGUAAGACUAUGAGAACACAGACUCUGCAAUAUCUUUUGAUUCUACUUUGUUUUUACAUGUUUAUUGCUACACUCUUUCCCUGGUAUCUGGCUUGGUGUGAGUAGAUGUGGGGAGACCCUGCUACUUGUAACAUAGUGUGUUUCUCUCAUGAAAACAGCCUGUUCUACUGGGCAUUUUACUCUGUGAAUUGUCAAGAAGAUGAU
Chionomys nivalis (European snow vole) is the source of this 2083-nucleotide messenger RNA. Its product is annotated as cytochrome P450 2B2-like. Gene Ontology annotation, biological process: xenobiotic metabolic process. The coding region runs from base 1 to 1476 and encodes 491 amino acids. The record is from RefSeq and is a predicted model, not a curated record. Lineage: Eukaryota; Metazoa; Chordata; Mammalia; Rodentia; Cricetidae. Gene Ontology annotation, molecular function: iron ion binding; heme binding; oxidoreductase activity, acting on paired donors, with incorporation or reduction of molecular oxygen, reduced flavin or flavoprotein as one donor, and incorporation of one atom of oxygen. The transcript has 9 exons. Gene Ontology annotation, cellular component: cytoplasm; intracellular membrane-bounded organelle.